This is a messenger RNA of Sycon ciliatum, 3614 nucleotides long. Its product is annotated as serine/threonine-protein kinase MARK1-like. Lineage: Eukaryota; Metazoa; Porifera; Calcarea; Leucosolenida; Sycettidae. Gene Ontology annotation, cellular component: cytoplasm. The record is from RefSeq and is a predicted model, not a curated record. Bases 243 to 3131 code for a protein of 962 amino acids. Gene Ontology annotation, molecular function: ATP binding; protein serine/threonine kinase activity. The transcript is spliced from 18 exons. Gene Ontology annotation, biological process: intracellular signal transduction; protein phosphorylation.
CUAUCGAACGUAAUAUUUGCCCACAUGUGUGAAUGUGUGCCUCGAAAACUACCAGUUCGAUCACACCUAUUUGUUUCCAAGUAAUAAGAAGAUCGGUGCAUGGGUUUCUCGCAACUCCUGUGCGGCCGCACCACUCAUUGGUGUUGGGAGUCUGAGCUUUGUGAGAGUCGGAGCUGCGGUAUUCCCCACGGAGGAAGAAGGGCCGUUGAGUCGGCGACCUCUUACUGGGGUUGUUGAGAGGAAUGACCAUGGACGGUGCGAGCGCCGGGGUGCGCAGCAAUCGGGAUGAUCCCGCACUUCCACAGCCAUCCGCAUCCGCUGCUGCUAGUUCUGCUGCUGCUCCUGGACCUGGUGCCACCACCUCGGUAGCCACCGGGACGAGUUCAGGGGCUACGACCAGUGCUGCCCCCGCUACUGCCGCCCCCACUGCUGCUGUCCCCGCCGCUGGUGGCAGGGUUGAAAGCAAGGUGAAAGUCAUUGGUAACUACGUCCUGACUGGAAAGACAUUGGGAAAGGGGAACUUCGCCAGAGUUGAAGAAGCUCAGCACACGGCCUGCAGAGCCAAGGUUGCAAUAAAGAUCAUUAACACCGAUCGGAUCAAGGAGGAGUAUGUCAAGAAGAACCUGCUGCGAGAGGCAUACAUCAUGAGACGUCUGAAUCACCCCAACAUCGUGCGCCUAUACGAAACAAUGAAAACAAGGUCACUCUACUGCCUUGUGACUGAGUGUGCUGAGGGUGGUGAGCUGUUGAUGCAUGUGAAGAAUGAUCAUGGUGCUGAGAAGCGACUGCCUGAAUCCAGCGCACGUCCGUUUGUCAGACAGCUCAUGUCCGCACUGCAAUACAUGCAUGAGAUGGGUAUUGUACACAGGGAUCUGAAGAUGGAGAACAUCCUCUUGGACAAGACAAAGAAACACAUCAAGAUUGUUGAUUUUGGCCUGAGCAAUACGAGAGAGCCAGGAGAGUUCUUGUCGACGCACUGUGGCUCACCCGAGUAUGCUGCACCAGAACUCUUUGUUCCUGGCAAGGUCUAUGGACAGGAGGUGGAUGUAUGGAGCCUGGGAGUCAAUAUGUUUGCCAUGUUAGCCGGCCGCUUGCCAUUCAGAGUACCGCGACAAGGACCUAGUCGGCGUCAGCGCUUGCUCGAGCAGAUUUCCAAUGGCAUAGGACCUACACAGGAACAGGAAGGUGCACACAUCUCCGCAGGUGCCAUGGACCUGAUACGCCAGCUUCUGAAACCUGACCCCACCGAACGACCAACCAUUGUGAUGGCCAUGAAGCAUAAAUGGAUAACAAAGAACGACCUCUACCCCAUGCAGCCGUACCAAGAAGAUGGUGUCGACCCUUCACAACAUGAUCGGAUCUUAGACCUGAUAUGUGCGCGACUGGAUGUGACACGCCGCCAGGUAUCGCAGUCAGUGAGUGAGUGUAGAUGUGACUGGGUGGCCGCCAUCUACCACCUACUACAUGACCAGCCAGAGGGACAGACCACUAUGAGAGAUCGUACACGCCAGCAGAUAGCUCAGCUACUGAAAACGUCCACCCCAGGUGCGGGUAGCAGCAGUGGUGCUGCUACGGCUGCAAAGGCAUCAGAGGCGGCGGCGGCAGCAGCAGCACAACAGCAGCCGCUUCGGGCUAGUGUACGUUUGCCCACUCCUAGCUCUGGUGCCACAGUUGCUGGAGCAGCACCGGCAAUGGCUGUAUCCAGUGAAGGCCAAACAACAGCUGCACAAGUGACCACCGUCAAUGCUGUUGUCAGAAAACUGGAAGCAGCAGCAGGUCAGCAGCUCAAGACGCGUCCUGCUGCUGUGAAACGCCAUGACUCAACAUCUCGCUCAGCUCGGCCAGGCACUCAGGGAGGCAGUGGACUAACACGUCGACAUACAUUCACCACCCAGCGUUCCCGGGAGGACCAGACUGAUGGUGGAGAAAGGAGUGCUGCUCAAAUGAGACAACAGCAGCAGUUGCAACUGCUUCAACAACGACAGCAUCAACAGCAUCAACAGCAGCAGCAAAUGCAAGCUGGUGUGAGUGCAGCAUCUCAACACAAUGCUAUGGUUGCACAGCGUACCUUGGCCAAUGCAGCCGAUACAUUUCCAGUGCCCAGCGGUGGACUUGGCUCUUCCAGCAAGGGAUUCUCAACGCCGCCAAUAGGAUCACCUAUUCGCACUGCGCUCAAAACAAGAGAGAGUUUAUCCACAACUCAUGCCAGUACAACAAACAGCUCCAGCCAUGUUGUGACAAUGGCACAACGAUUCGGACGUCAACUCUCCACACCAGCUAUCAACAGCAGUGGGGCAUCUCGUCACCGACAUGAAUCCCCACACAAAGCGCACCAACGUGGGCAAAGCCCUUCACCGCACGACAGUCCAACAAAGGCGGGUGAGAACAUCGAACUUCCGACAGCAACUCCUCGUAAGAAGGUCAUCAACUUCCUGCGCACACGCAAAACAUCUAAAGAGAAAACCUCCCCGAUCAAAUACGAUCCACAGCCGGCGGAUAGCAGCCUGCAAGUGCUGAAUGAGCUUAGCGAAACAAGCAAUAAGAUGAGUUCCGAUCACGUUAGCCAAGCCGGUGCUGCAUCCUUGUCACGGUCUUUUGCACUGAAGCCCAGGGUGUUCACAUCCGGUGAUCAUGCUAACUCCCUGGCACUGCGCCAGCCAUUAUCAAAGUCAGCACAGUUUGCAACCAACAGUACGACAUCAACUGGCGGCAGACCGAUGACACGCGAAGGUGCCCAGUCAUCCUUUGGCCAGCAAGCACCAUCCUAUGGACAAAGACAAGGUGGCUUGACACCAGCAUGGACGCAACCAGCAUUCACGGCUGUGUACAAUAAGCAAUCACCGCCUAGUUUGAGACGGACUGCCAGUACUAGUAGAAGUCGCCCUCGUUCAGUGGCCGCACCGAACGGCAACCCUCCUUUCGCCAAUAGGGCGUUCGUACCAACCGAGACACCUGAUACUGGUGAGCUACCGCCACCUGUAUUCCGCUACUCCGAUCAUGCCAUGGAGGAAACUCAACAUGAAUAUGAUGAAUAUGAUGCGGGCAAUACACUUCCAUCAAGAUCGCGCAGACCAGGGGCAUUUGGUGGAAUUUUCGGCAAGGCUCUGCGCAUGAAGAAACAGAAUAAGUAACUAUUUGCCGCUUGAUCAGGACGACUACUUCAGAUACCAAUGGAGAAGAAAUAGAAGCCUAAAUUGUGCUUUAUCUAUCUAAUUUAUAAUCAUCUUGAACAUUGAUCUUUGUUGUAUCAUUCACUAAUAUUUCCACGUCGCCUAUUCAAAGGUGCUUGGAAAUCUAAUCAAGCAUAUAUACGUGUAACGUGAAAUAUGCAUCCAACCUCUUUCGUGAUUUCCAAAAUAGCAUGAAACACAUUGCAGCUCUUGCAUUUCUCAAGUUGUUAUUAUGUCGUGAAUAUUCUAUGUAACAUUGUUACACGGAAUAUGCACUUAUCUUGAAAUAUCUACUUAUUGUAUUCAUUGGUGAGCCUGCAGCCACACAGUCAUGCAAUCACGGGUGACUUUCCUUGAAGUAACCUUUUCAACAUUUUGUUUAAGAGUCUUGACUUUUUACUACAGACACCUCAGGAUUGAAUGAUCCAUGCAUGGGUGAUGGUA